AUGGGCAACUGUUUCUCGGACCCCUCCAGCCACCCUUCGAAGUCAAAGGCCCAAUUUACAGGCGGCGGACAACGCCUAGGGUCCGGUCCUGCACCUGCAGCAGCCGCUGUGGCGCCACCGAAACCUCAGCCUCGAUAUACCGAUCCACCGAGGACUCUGGGCGGGGCGGUGGGCGGAUCGCCGCCAGGGGCCGGUGCGGGCUCCGGAGGCGUAGGGGACGAGGAGCAGAGAGAGCGGAUGAGACAAGCUGCAGAGAUACGAGCCAAGAGUGCCUCGUCAAAGGGCGUCACAGCCUCAAAUCCCAAGGCAGGGCAACUAUCGGCAAAGCUCGCGGCGGAACGGAAAGCUGGGAUGACUUCCCCUAGACAGAAUGAUGAGAGGCUGAUGGACAAAGGAGAGUGGAAUUAG
Molecule: messenger RNA, 408 nt
Organism: Dioszegia hungarica
Lineage: Eukaryota; Fungi; Basidiomycota; Tremellomycetes; Tremellales; Bulleribasidiaceae
Exons: 3
Coding region: 1-408 (135 amino acids)
Source: RefSeq, a predicted model, not a curated record